Messenger RNA from Chelonus insularis, 3802 nucleotides. RefSeq lists its product as uncharacterized. The coding region runs from base 987 to 2591 and encodes 534 amino acids. Gene Ontology annotation, cellular component: plasma membrane. Lineage: Eukaryota; Metazoa; Arthropoda; Insecta; Hymenoptera; Braconidae. The transcript is spliced from 6 exons. Gene Ontology annotation, biological process: apoptotic process involved in development; phosphatidylserine exposure on apoptotic cell surface; engulfment of apoptotic cell. The record is from RefSeq and is a predicted model, not a curated record.
ACUUAUGUAGCAGCACGAAAAACAUGAACACGCCAACAUAACGGAUCUAGUGAUUGUGUUAGUGGUGAUUCCAUUCGUUCUCAUGUACUACACAAGGCUUUAGACUUACUAAGCAACUUGAAGACUCCAAUUUAAUGCUUUGUUUCUCUUUUUCUCGUAUUCUAUUGACUAUUUUCUUACUUGCUCUUAUGCUGAUGCGUGAAGUGGAGUCUAAAGAGUGGAGGAAAGCUUUAUUAUAUGAUUCCCUCUCUACAAUUGUUAUGUAUUAUAUAUCUACACGCUAUCUUCUUCUUUUUAUUUAAUUGUCACUCUUGCAAGCAAGCGUUCAUUCAGCUGAAACAUUUCCUGCACACAUGGGACAUUAAUUCGUUCAGCUGAACGAGUUAUCUUGAGAUAUACAAGGAGAUACUAGUUACUCUGCUCUCCAGGUGUUGAGCGGAUUCUACCAAGUGUCAAAAAUCAUACUUUUCACACAAUUAUCUCAAUAACUGAGUUUAGAAAAAUUAUUGAGAUUACAUAAACAACAUUUUGUGAAAAUAAUAUUCUUUUAAGUCAUCAUUUAAUAAGUGAUUCCAAUGAAUGUGUUGAGUUACGGAAUUUAAAUAAGAACACUUAUCACAAAAGUUGUGAAAGAAGAAACCUAUUCUUAAUCAUAAAAUCGUGGUUAUAUUUAACGAAGAAUAUGAAAUAGACUGAUUGUGAUUUCAAUCCGUGUGCAGUGAAUCAUUUUUAUCAGUGUUUCGUCAAGAUAAUGUAACAAUUGAAGGUGAUUAAGUAGUGGUAUUAGUGAUGGUGAAAACUCAAAGUUUUUCUAAUGAAAUAAAUGACCGUUCUACAAAUAUUCUAAUUUAAGUUACUAAAGUUCAAGUUUUUGAUGAUCUAUGUAAUUAAUCGAUGAUUAAACUAGUAAUUUAGUCCAUUUAUAAACUAAAUAGUAAUUGAAAUAUUAAUUAAAUAAAGUGACCUAGUAUAUAAAUACUAAAUAAAUGGCAAUGGUUAAGGAUCCUGUUUGCACAAAAAAAUCAACAAGAUGUUUGAAAAUUCCCUUGAACUCUACGGAGCAAAUUUAUUUGGUUUUCUUAAUACCUGCGGUUCUGAGCUGCUGUGUUUAUAUGCUCCACUUCGCGGCAGAUCUUGUGGUUGCUGUUCAACACUUCCGGGAGGAAAAUCCGAUAUGGGGUUCCUGUACGAUUGUCUUUAUGUACGCACCAGCUAUCGCAUAUUUUAUUCUAACUGUCUCCAGACCUGAUUGGUGGAUGACUGAAGAUCAAAAAGUAUCUAAAGGAAUUUUUGUCUGGUUGACUUUCCAACUCUGUCAGCUUAUUGCCUUUCCACUUUUUGCAUUGUACAGGUUUGCCGGACAAAUUGUAGUAAUUGUAGAUUCAAUUCUAUUGAGUGGAGAAGAGCGGAAUAAAACUUUAAGCAUCGCAGCAGCUCCUGCAGCAAUAGAACUUUAUUUCUUUCUUCAAGCCUGGUUCCAAGCAGCCCCUCAAGCAAUAUUUCAGAUACAUUUAUUAUUCAGAGAGCGUACUACUGAACGAACAUAUCAAUCAGUUGUUAUUCAUGUCCUUUGUAUUCUCAUAUCAAUAGUCGUUUUGGCUAUUCAGACAACAUCCUUCCAAAGAUUUGAAAGCCAAAGAAUAAAUGGACGAAAAUUGCCAUGGGCAAUGUGGUUAAAAAAAUAUCGUGUCCAGGAACUUGGAAAUUUAGAAGAAAAUAAACCUUUGAAAUCAGAAAAUCAUCAAAAUUGUCAAGAUUCUGAGGUAAAAGUCAUAACAUCUAAUACAGAAGAUCAAUCAAGUCCACCAGCUCAGCAAGUAGAACUGGGCCGCAUAACACUAGAGCGUCAGAUAUCAUCAACACCACCGUUACCACCUAAAAAUGCUCAGAUGCUUCCUCCACCAACUCCUCUACGAGGAAUAACAAGCGUCACACCUCUUCCUGUUCCAGAAAUGCCAGCUCCUCCUCGUCCUGAUUCUAUAAUCAAAGACAGUCCAGAGAAUGAAGCUGAGACAUCAGGAAAAUCAACAGAAAAUAUUGUCAACGAAGAUGCUAAAGAAUCUCCGAACAGGUGGAACAAAUUAAAGCUUCCUAAAAGAAUAUAUUCUAUUAAAGCUGUUGAUGAAGAUGAUCCAAUAGGAAAAGUGGUUUCUUUUAUCUGGUGGUUUUUUUUCAUUCUGGCUCGAGUGUUUGCUAUUGCUUUGUUCUAUGAAUUCUAUCCCAUUUGGUCUAUCGGGAUUCUUGGUAUUCAUUAUAUUCUCAUGUUGAGUUAUCUUUUCUAUUAUGCUAAAGAUUUCAAUAUCACCACCUUUAUCGUCAAUCUUUGGCUUGGACUUGUUUAUAUUAUUAGUCUUAUUGAGUACCGAGUCAAGUUUAGGUACGCAGAAAAAUGGAUUCUCUUUUACUACUUGUUUGUCAUUCUUCAGAAUACGGUGAUAACUGUUACAUGGUUCACUUUGAAUGAUUGGGAUAGCUUUUGGUAUUCCUAUAUGUUUUAUGCUAUUUUUAUCAGUAUGGGUCUUUGUAUUUUGUCCACAACUGUUUAUUAUGUUCUCUUAAAACCAGGUAUUCGACGUAUUUAUGCAAGUUAAUUUAAUCUCAGUUAACUUGUGAUGAAAUUUAAAUUUUUCUUUUAUUUAUAAUAAUUCAGAUCAACGGAAAUUCGAUUUUUAAUUACUUCUUGAUUAAUUAUAUUGACUUGUAUUACAAUAGACUGAUUAACGUCCAAUUUUUUUUUUUUUAAUUUUUGAUAAUUUUCUAUUGAAAAUAGAAGAUUGAAAACUUAUUAAAUAAAUAAUUUAUGUUUAAAGCAAUUGUUAUGAAGACGAGAGCUUAUUUAAUUAUCAUUUAAAAGCCAGCCAAGAUUCUGUUAUACAGUAUUUGAAUAAUGACUGAUACAUAGCACUUGCACGUACUUUCAAAUUAUUUAUGAGGCAACUAUAAAUAAUUACUACUAAUUAUUAGGAAAUUAUAGUGAACAUAAAAAUAUUUAAUAAAUUAGAUUCCUUAAAGAUAAGAUAUAGUAUAAUUUUUUAAAUUAAUUCAUUUUCAUAAAAAAUGAUCAAGCUAGAGUUAUUACAAAAAUGGAAUUGAAUAUUUGAACAAAAUUUUUUAAACAUUAGGAUUAUUUGUUUAUUAUUAUAAAAAAUAGUUGUGCAUAAAAAUCAUUUAUACAAAUAAUGUAUCUAUUAAUUAAAACUAUAUAACUUAGUGAUAGAUUAAAUUUUAUAUUCAAAAAAGAUUGUGAUCCCAUUGACGAAGAGACUUUUGCAUCAUAUAUAUUAUAUACAAACUUGGCAGCUGUUUAAUCGUUAUUUAUUAUCAAAUACAAUUUCAUUUUUAAUAUUAUUUACAUGUUUUAUAGUCUAUAUAUAUAUAAGCUUUGAUAUAAAAAAAUUUUGUAGUCAAAAAUAAUGUUUUCGACGAAUUUUUUCCGACAAACUAAACUUGAAGACUUGAAUUUCUGUGAAGUGUUCCAAGUUGUGCUUCAAAUAGUACAUCAUUUAAAAGUUUUUCAGCAACUAUUCGUUGAUCUAAACGCAUAUUUCUCAAUUUAGCUGCGACAUUUCUACCAAUUGCAUCAAACUCAUCUUCUAUAACGAAUGAAUUGUUUUGAGGAAAUUUAUUUAUCUCUGAUGUUGAAUCAUUCUCAUCAAUUCUACGUUUUCUAGCAGAUGGAGGCUCUGACCAGUUAUUUGAAGGUUGUUCAGGUACACUUUCACCAUUUGGUUGAUUGUCAUCCUAUUAAAUCAAUAAUAAUUUUCUUAAAGAAAUAUAAUUUUAAAAUGUUCUACGAUUACAA